AUAAAGAAAAUAUUCAGUGAAAUCAUCAUCUUCCAUAUUGGUGAUCCUCAUGAUCGUUCAUGUCAUAAUUAACAGUUACUAAUAUUUCGAGAGGAAAGAGCUUUCGUAUAGUUAUUGUUGCGAGUCCACAUCAAUCAAUCAAAGUCAUUCUGCGCCGAAAUAGAGAAGAUAAAUUUUCGCGUUUGUGGUGUUUUUUCACAAAGAGCAUAAGCAAAUAAGUACUACGGCGCCUCAGAUUUGUACGAUAGUUUUGGCAAAUGGCGUCGAUUUUUUGGCCCUCGCAGCUAAAUGGAGAGAAUAACAAGAAAACACGGGGGAAAUCAGUUUCGGUAAAGCUCAUUUUUGUACUAUGCAUUGCAAGCUUUCUCUCGGGAUCACUUUUUACGUUGCAAACUAGGUCAUCGCGACGUCCUGCAGAUCAUCAGGUCAUCGCUACCAUAAACCCUGCUCAUUUGGAAAACAUCGAAAAAUCUACACAAGAGUGUGAUCACAAGAAAAGAAAAUUGGUUGAAAAAAAUUCGGUAGAUGUUAUGGGGGAAGUAAUUAAGACGCAAGAAGCCAUCCACAGAUCACUUGACAAAACUAUAUCAACAUUGGAGAUGGAAUUGGCUGCAUCUCGGGCGAGCCAAAUGGGUGGACAAGUAGCUUCAAAUCACAGUCGUCUGCAGAAAGCCUUCGUCGUUAUAGGAAUUAAUACCGCUUUCAGUAGCAGGAAACGAAGAGACUCUCUUCGAGAAACAUGGAUGCCUAAAGGAGAGAAAUUGGAAAAAAUGGAGAAAGAGAAAGGAAUUGUGAUACGAUUUGUGAUAGGACACAGUUCAAAACCAGGGGGAGUUCUUGAUAGAGCUAUCGAUGCAGAAAAUGCAGAGCACGGAGAUUUCUUUCGACUGAACCAUGUCGAAGGCUACCACGAGCUUUCUACCAAAACUCGAUUGUAUUUCUCAACGGCUAUCUCAAUCUGGGAUGCAGAAUUCUACGUUAAGGUGGAUGAUGAUGUCCAUCUAAAUUUGGGUACGCUGGUGAGCACGCUUUCUAAGUACAGAUCAAAACCUCGGAUUUACAUUGGAUGCAUGAAGUCCGGACCAGUUCUCGCACAAAAAGGAGUUAGGUAUCAUGAGCCUGAGUACUGGAAAUUUGGGGAAGAAGGUAACAAAUACUUCAGGCAUGCAACUGGUCAAAUUUAUGGAAUUUCAAAGGAUCUAGCCACUUAUAUAUCAAUCAACUCGGGCAUCCUGCACAGAUACGCUAACGAGGAUGUUUCGAUGGGUUCGUGGUUCAUUGGCUUGGAAGUACAACACGUGGAUGAACGGUCCAUGUGUUGUGGAACCCCUCCGGAUUGUGAAUGGAAGAAGCAAUCGGGGAACAUGUGCGUGGCAUCGUUUGAUUGGCCGUGCAGCGGAAUAUGCAAAUCAGUAGAGAGGAUGAAAGCCGUGCACAAUGCGUGUGGGGAAGUAGAGGGAGCUUUGUGGGAUAGUAAUUUACAUUUUUAAUUAAUGUAUUUGAAGAUAUGGGGAUUUUUGUGUGUUCAAAUUUUCCCCAUGGCCAUUAAUGAAAAAGGAGAGAAAUUUCAAUAAUACAUAAAAAGAAGCAAAAUAUGAUAUCUCAUUCACUAGAAAUGAAUAAGAAUUAACUUUAAUGUUAAUAACUUGGGAAUAUUUUCUGAUUGUUCGACAUUAUU
This is a messenger RNA of Olea europaea var. sylvestris, 1678 nucleotides long. Its product is annotated as probable beta-1,3-galactosyltransferase 8. Gene Ontology annotation, molecular function: hexosyltransferase activity. Gene Ontology annotation, cellular component: Golgi membrane. The record is from RefSeq and is a predicted model, not a curated record. The transcript has 8 exons. Bases 258 to 1490 code for a protein of 410 amino acids. NCBI's taxonomy places the organism in Eukaryota, Viridiplantae, Streptophyta, Magnoliopsida, Lamiales, Oleaceae.